AUGGCCUCAGUCAACGGUGACAGGCUCCACGCCCAAGGCACGCACCAGUCCUCGCUGGAACUCAUCGGCCAAACGCCCCUCGUCCGUCUGAACAAGAUCCCCCAGUCUCUCGGUGUCGAAGCCACCGUGUACGGCAAAUGCGAAUUCUUCAAUGCUGGAGGCAGUGUCAAAGACAGGAUAGCGCUGCGCAUGAUUGAAGAGGCUGAGAAGUCAGGAAGAAUAAAGCCUGGUGACACUCUGAUCGAGCCUACCAGCGGCAAUACUGGCAUCGGCCUCGCCCUCGUCGCUGCUCUGAAAGGCUACAGAACCAUCAUUACCCUCCCCGAGAAGAUGUCCGCAGAGAAAGUCGCCGUGCUGAAGGCACUCAACGCAACUAUAAUCCGCACACCCACACAAGCCGCCUUCGACAGCCCCGAGUCACACAUUGGAGUUGCUAAGCGCUUGGAGAAGGAGAUCCCCAAUGCCCAUAUAUUGGAUCAAUAUGGAAACCCUGAUAACCCGCUCGCACAUGAACUAGGAACUGCAGAGGAGAUAUGGCAGCAAACACAAGGCAAAGUGACAUGUGUCAUUGCCGGCGCCGGCACCGGUGGCACAAUCACAGGCCUUGCCCGUGGUCUACACAAACACAACAAAUCAAUCAAAAUCAUCGCGGCAGAUCCUCAGGGAUCGAUCCUCGCCCUCCCUUCAUCCCUCAACGAGGAAUUCGCAAAUCAACCUUACAAAGUUGAGGGCAUCGGGUAUGACUUCGUACCGGAUGUGCUUGACCAAAGUGUCGUGGACAAAUGGUACAAGACAGACGACGUAGAGUCAUUCCACUACGCCCGUCGCCUCAUUUCGGAAGAGGGGUUGUUGGUCGGAGGAAGUUCCGGCUCCGCUAUUGCCGCGACGAUCAAGGCUGCGAGAGACCUCAAGCUCGGAACAGACGACGUGAUCGUGGCAAUCCUCCCGGACAGCAUCCGCUCAUACCUGAGUAAAUUCGUCGACGACGACUGGCUCGCCGCGAACAACCUUCUGCCUCCAACACCACCCCCUGAACCCUCCUCACCACAACUCUCGAGAACCCAGAGCAUUAAACAAGACGACCCAUUCCGCGGUGCUCGCGUGCGCCAUCUGCGAUUAAAACCCGUUCAGACGGUCGCAUCGGACAGUCCCUGUUCUAGUGCCAUCGAAGUUAUGCGCGACAAGGGCUUCGACCAACUCCCCGUAUUGGCACCCAAGGGUUCAAAGAAAUUAGUCGGCCUCGUCACACUGGGCAAUUUACUGUCACGGAUCAGUCACGGGCGGGCCACGGGACAGAGCCCGGUGAGCGAUGUCAUGUUCGAUUUCACCAAGAUCAGCGAGGUCACCAUUGACCACACGGAUUUGACAGAGUUGAUGACCACGUCGGUGGACGAGGACUCGGAGCCGCAGAAGCCCUCAAGUGACAUGAGUGCAAAGCCCAAGAGCAAGAGUAAAAGAAGACACUUUGUGGAGAUCACGAUGGACACCUCUCUCAACGCAUUGAACAAAUUCUUCGAGUGGCAGAGUGCAGCUAUCGUCACGGAGCGCGAACCAAGUGACAAGAGCGGCACCUUGAAGCCGGUGGCAGUGGUCACCAAAGUAGAUCUGCUUACUUGGAUGUUGAGCGAACACAAACCGUAA
Molecule: messenger RNA, 1641 nt
Organism: Cladophialophora psammophila CBS 110553
Lineage: Eukaryota; Fungi; Ascomycota; Eurotiomycetes; Chaetothyriales; Herpotrichiellaceae
Product: cystathionine beta-synthase
Exons: 2
Coding region: 1-1641 (546 amino acids)
Cellular component (GO): cytoplasm
Molecular function (GO): cysteine synthase activity; cystathionine beta-synthase activity
Source: RefSeq, a predicted model, not a curated record